AGUUUAGAAAACUAUGCAAAAGCAUGUUUUUCCAAAGCGUGGGUUGUAGUCUAACCAAGAAGAGACAAGAAGGACUGCUGCAUCUGUUGGGUGAGGCGAUGCUUUGCGCAUGCGCACUGGCUGACCAGCAUCAUCGCGGAAGAAGAAGAUGGCGGAGAACGGGAAAGAAGAGCUGGUGAUCACUGACGCCGACUCAGAGCCACUGGCUGGAGAGAGGAGCUUAAACAUCGUGGUGGUGGAGCAGGGCUGCAGUCUGCUGCGCAGGAUGGAGAUCUGUGUCGCUGAGGCUGAGAAGAGGAGCGGCAAAAAUGCAGUGAACAUGCAGGAGAUGUUCACUGUGUACCUCAUCGAGACAAGGCCAAUGGAUGCAGUCGCUGAAGGUCGUAAUCCAGCCCCCGACUCUCUGUGGAGGAGAUACAGUGAAUUUGAGCUGCUGCGGAGCUACUUAAUCGUUACCUAUCCAUACAUUGUGAUACCUCCUCUGCCUGAGAAGAGGGCAGAGUUUGUGUGGCACAAGCUGACUGCAGACAACAUGGACCCAGACUUUGUGGAGCGCCGCAGGGUUGGGCUGGAGAACUUCCUACUUCGUGUGGCUUCUCAUCAAGUCCUCUCCAAUGACAAGAUCCUUUACCACUUCCUCACCGAGGAACAUGGCUGGAAAGAAGUGGUGUAUGAGACAGGCUUUCAGGCAAAGGCUGAUUCCCGGCUAAGAGCUCUCAGUGCCACCUUCCGGGUGAGAAAUACAGAUAAGCGCUUCAUGGAUAUGAAACACUACAGCGAUGAGUUGCAGUCCCACACAUCUCAGCUGCUCCGAGCAAGAGCAAGAGUUGCUGAUCGACUCUAUGGUGUUUUCAAGGUCCAUGGGAACUACGGCAGAGUCUUCAGUGAGUGGAGCGCCAUCGAGAAAGAGAUGGGAGAUGGACUGCAAAGUGCCGGUCAUCAUAUGGAUGCAUAUGCUGCCUCAAUAGAUGAUAUCUUAGAGGAAGAGGAACAUUAUGCAGACCAACUGAAAGAAUAUCUCUUCUAUGCUGAAGCUCUGAGGGCAGUGUGCAGGAAACACGAGUUGACCCAGUUUGAGCUGGAGAUGUCCUCCCAGGACCUCAUCUCGAAGAAGCAACAACGUGAGGAGCUGGCUACAGGGGUAGUACGAACAUUCUCCUUCAAAGGAAUGACCAACAAGCUUUUUGGACAAGAGGCACCUGAGCAGAGGGAGGCCAGACUGAAGCUGCUAGAGGAGCUGAUAGCAGAGGGUGAAGACACAGUCAAGGAGAAAACAAUCGAGUGCGAAGAGCAUGUUGAAAAGGCGUGGGUGGACAUGCAGCGUUUUGAAGAGCAGAAAGAUAAAGAUCUGAGGGAAGCGCUUAUCAACUACGCUGUCAUGCAAAUCAGCAUGUGCAAGAAGGGAAUACAAGUGUGGAGCAAUGCCAAAGAGUGUUUCCUCAAGAUGUAAAGUCGAAGCCAGAGUCCAAGGUUUUCCUCCCUCAGUGAUGGUUGCAAAUAGUGUCUUCUGGUUGAGGUUUGCAAACAGUGUCACCAAUAACACCAGAGACAUACCAUCUAAUAAAAUGUGUCUGAAGAAUCUCAACUAACUGCAAAGAUAAUUUGCAUGCAGGUAUUUUGAAAUCGUGAAUGACUUGUGGAUUCAAAUGGCAAAGGGAAGUGAUUGAUCACACAGGCGCUUGACCAGUUUUACAUGAUAAAGUCAAGAACCAAGUUGUGGUAGUACUACAUUAAAUGAUACAACAAGGGAGUCUUCUAUAAAGAGUUUGUGGAUAUUGAUUUUCUUUAGUCAAUAUAAACAUUUAUUAAGUUAAAACAGCCAUAUGCCCCCAUAAUAAACAUUUAUCUAAAACAGCUGUUUGCCAACACACAUACACUGAUAAGUGUGUGUAUAUAUAUAUAUUGUUUUUGUAAAGGAAAAAAUAACUGUCUGAAUUGGUGUGGGGCAGAGGCUCUCCAGCUGCAUUGGUCUGGCCUAUAAAAAGUGAGCAGACUGACCUGAAGUAAAGCCAACUAUAGGUUAUAUAUUUUUCUUUGGUCUAAACGUCAGGUGUGAAAGUGACCUGAGCCUCAUGAACAGAUCUAUAAAAGUAUCUUAAAGUGAGCUGUAGUGCUUAAUAGCAUCUGGUCAUAUUUUAUGUGCAAGCCUUAAACUGGCUAUCGUUAUGAAAACAUUAAGUCAUAGUUCUAAAAACAACAUAAUGCAAGUGGCUUCAGGUGCUUACAUCUCUGUUUCAAAGGUACAGUGUGGAGAAUUUAGUGACAUCUAGUGGUGAAGUUGCAUUUUGCAGCUCACCUCACCCUGUGAGAACCUGUGGUAACCUUCAGUCCUCAUAAAAACUCGAAAGGUUUUAGUUUGUCCAUUUUGGACGACAG
This is a messenger RNA of Paralichthys olivaceus (Japanese flounder), 2376 nucleotides long. Its product is annotated as sorting nexin-4-like. Gene Ontology annotation, molecular function: phosphatidylinositol-3-phosphate binding. Gene Ontology annotation, biological process: protein transport; positive regulation of autophagosome assembly. The record is from RefSeq and is a predicted model, not a curated record. Gene Ontology annotation, cellular component: early endosome membrane; plasma membrane; SNARE complex. NCBI's taxonomy places the organism in Eukaryota, Metazoa, Chordata, Actinopteri, Pleuronectiformes, Paralichthyidae.